AUGACGACGAGCCACGCAACGGCGCAGGCUCCUACCUCGCGCAACGUAGACAUCCGGAGACGGCUUGAACACCUCUAUCAGGCGGCCGCGACACUGCAAACCGAAAUAUCCUUGCUGGAGACACAGCUCGUCUACCCUGUCCUCACGCUUGCACCGGAAGUCACGGGCGAAAUUUUCCACUGGGCAGCGAAAUCCACCGGCGACAGCAAGCUCGUGAGCUUCCUCCUUGCGAUCGGCAGUGUGUGUCGUGCAUGGCGACGCAUUGCGCAUGGCCAAGCCGCGCUUUGGAGCCGGAUCGCUCUCGACUGCGUGCGUCUCCGCUGGCCAGAGGAGCUUCUUGCGGCGCUUUGGCUGCCCAAGUCGCGGGCGCUGCCCCUCGAUAUUUCCAUCCUAUUCCGUCCCGACGUGGAUAACACUUCUAACGAAGCUGUUAUGGAUGCUAUUGCACAUCAUGCGUCUCGUUGGCGCCGGGUGUCUCUGGGGAUCUCCCCGUCAGUCGGGUCCGACUACCGUGCCUAUCGCCGGCCUGCCAAUGGGAAUUUGUUCUUCCUCAUCCCGCCGCCAGACUCAAGAGUUUUCGAUCAGCCUCUGAUCCUGGAACGCCUGUCGCUGUCCAACGUUUGUAUCUACCAACCUCCCGCGUCUGCCCGGGCCGAUACUGCCACUGGCAAUGGGGAGUCCGAGUCCAUAUUCAAACGAUGCCCCCGGCUGACACAUCUGUCUAUAACACCAGCCGCCACCUUAUGGAUGUCCUUCCCGAUUCUUUCGGUCAUCAAGGUUUCGGCGCUCAGAGCAGUAACAGUGCUGUGCAUCUCCCAAUGUUCUCUCGACGACACGCUUCAGGCGCUCACGGCGACGCCGUGCCUUGUCUCCCUGACCCUCCUCAACCCAAAUGCUAAUAUCUUCGAAGACAGCGAGCAGUUUUCAGCUCCAGAAGAGCCGCUCGAGCUCGCCCACCUUCAGAAUCUCACCUGCGACGGCCCUUCCACAGAUCCCCUUAGCAUCCUCAACUAUCUUUGUCUGCCGCUCCUGCAUUCGCUCACGAUUGCACAGGAGCUCGACGACGAUGACGUGACCAUAUUUCGCCAUCUCAUCGAGCGCUCCCAGUGCCGCAUCGGGAACGUGACGCUGCUCGACGUCGAGUUCGGCGGGUGGCGCGAAUCCAGCAUGGCCGACUUCCUGUUGUUGUUCCCCUUUGCGCGGUGCGUGACGAUCGAGUAUGCUGAUACGGAGCUCCGCCCGCGCAGCACCAAGCCCGACUUUGAGCGCUGCGAGGACAUCGAGGCGAAGCGCCCCGGCAUGCUGCUGCCGGCCCUCAAGCAGCUCUGCGUCCAUGGGAUGUCCAGAGACGCCAUGGCUCCGAUACACCGCUGGAUUGCGGAGCGCAUCAAUCGGCAGCCUGAGGGCCAGGGGAGCAACAGGGCCCCGGAGAUCAAGAUUGCUGUGAGCUGGUCGGCAGAGGAAAAAGUAACCACCUCACUCCGGGGGCUGCGCAGGCUCGUAGGGGGUGUCGAGGUCGUCGGAAAUCCACAGCAGCUUGCUAAACUGCGGGUACAUCACCAGUGGGAGUAG
Messenger RNA from Mycena indigotica, 1572 nucleotides. RefSeq lists its product as uncharacterized. Bases 1 to 1572 code for a protein of 523 amino acids. The transcript has a single exon. NCBI's taxonomy places the organism in Eukaryota, Fungi, Basidiomycota, Agaricomycetes, Agaricales, Mycenaceae. The record is from RefSeq and is a predicted model, not a curated record.